GUGUGCCUUUUAAAAUCAAGAAGUUUGAGGCAGCUGUGUUGUCAAAACCACUGAUUAUCAUGCACAUGCCUUCCUCAGUCCCUCUUCAUCUUCUUCUUUAAAAAUGGCUAGAACCCAACACAACUCUCCUCUUUUGAGUUAAAAGGCCUUCCCUUUGUUGUUUUUUUCCUCUUGCCCACUUUCUCUGUUUGCAAGUUAAUUCGUUGCGAUUUGCAAAGUACUGAGACUGAAUAAAGGAGGCCAGGGAUGUGACUUGAGUGUAAUUGAUGGCAGGAGUGAAAAACCCACUACCAGAAAGCAGAGUCUGAGAGAAAUAAAGACAUCUUUCAUUUGGAUUUUACUACACAGUAUUGAUGAUGAUUGAUGAGUUUUCUUUUUCAUGGGGUGUUGUAAAUCAUAUUUAUGCCAUUUCUUUCUGAAAUCCACCAGAGAAUAAAAUUACCCUUCUCCUGCUCUUCUUCUUCUUCUUCUUCUUCAAAUGGCUUGCAUGCAAGUUGUUAUGAUUGGAAUUUGUUUUUGAUCUUUCAGGUGAGCUCUCUCUGUGAGUGUUAUUGUUCUUUCUUUGUAAAUCAACUUUUCUUUCAUCUAAAGCUUACCCGAUUGGGCUGAGAAUGCUGAGAAACAGAUCUAGAGCAGUCAGCGGCAAGCAAUCCUUGAUGACUGAUCACAGCUCUCAACAGCCAUCACCCACCCAGAAACGCAGCAGACCUGUUCAAUCUUUCUUUGAUUCUCCGAGAUUCAGAGCUUUUACAGCAAAGGGUCUCUCUGAAACUGAUUUUUUGAUUAGUCCAACCUCAAUUCUUGACACCUUACCAUUCUCUCCUUUUGGGCACCCCUACAAAAGCCAACCAGAGUCACCAAAAACUUUCUCGAGAAACAAACACUGCUCGUGGGAAAAAAUCGACUCCAAAGGCGUUGGCCUUGCUCUCGUGGAUACUCUGAUCGCCGAUGGAAGUAUUGCAGAGAGUCCUUCAAAACCCAGCAAUGGAAAGGUCUUCUUUGGCACAAACCUUCGAGUUCAAAUCCCUCCUCUGCCACCCUCUGCGAUUUCUCCGAGUGAUCAGUCUCCAAUAUCAACGGCCGAGAAUUUGCAGCUAUCAGAAUUCGGAUCCCCGCGUGUUGUUGCGGGUAAUCUCUCGGUGAGCGAGAUGGAGCUCUCUGAGGAUUAUACGUGCGUGAUAUCUCGCGGGCCUAUUCAAAGAACGACGCGGAUAUUUGAUAACUGCAUUGUUGAGAGUUACUGUUCUUUGCCGGGAGAGCCAAACGCUGCGUUUCAGGACUUCCUCAGCCUCUGCUACACUUGCAGGAAGAAUCUUGAACAGAGUAAAGAUAUUUACAUUUACAGGGGUGAAAAAGCCUUCUGCAGUCACGAAUGCCGUAACCGAGAAAUGCUGUUAGAUGGAGUGGAGAAUUCUGAGUUUGAUGAUACCAAAUUUUCUUGAUCAACCCACUAAUUAAGAAUAUAAUAAUAUUAGUGGUUUUAAAAAAAAAAAAAAUCUAUUUUUGGCCCUUUUUUUUGGGGUUUUUUCUAAUUUUUUAUCUUUGUAUUUGCAUUUUCACCCUCGAUCUCCAGUGCAGAUAGAGAUAAGAGAAGAGGAUGAGAGAUAUUGUAGAGUUGAUUGUACUCUCAAGUGACGACUAAUUUGAUGAUUCAAAACUUGGGCAAUCUAUCUUCUUCUA
Messenger RNA from Corylus avellana, 1680 nucleotides. Its product is annotated as FCS-Like Zinc finger 8. The record is from RefSeq and is a predicted model, not a curated record. NCBI's taxonomy places the organism in Eukaryota, Viridiplantae, Streptophyta, Magnoliopsida, Fagales, Betulaceae.